AAGCUGCCCCCAGCGCAGGUACUGGCCAACAAUUCCCCAGUCACCACGACACUCUCCUUCUUAUCGGAUCGAAUAUUCCCUCCCCUCGGAUUCAAAUAGUCGCCUAAUACAGUCAGGGCUCAUUGUCGAGCUGCACCAAAGGCGAGCAUGAGGUCCCUCACCUCAAUUCUAUCGGCAGCUGCCUUGUUGCACCAUGUUUCUGCGAACUCGGCAUAUCUCUUUACCAUCGACCGAUCCGUCGUGUCUUCGUCGACCGCCGUGAUCGAUUCAGACUUUGCCAGUGCCAUUAUUGCUCGGAGAAGAUCCCUUACUGCAGAUCGACAUUUGGGACUGUCGAGCGAAAGCGACCUCGAAGAUCUCAAUAACUACGGUGGAUAUCAGCUCCCACUAUUUGGGGCACAAGCUGCCACUGAGGCUCCAGGGAAGCUCUUCAUCAGGAUCCAUGGGGUUGACAUGUCCAUCGCCGAGUUCGACUCAUAUAUGCCCGACCUGUGGAUUGAAGAUGCCGCAAUUGAUCUGUUGACGGAUUUCAAGGCAGUCGACAAUCGCCUGAAAAAGGAUGGCAUUUGUGAAUAUUCCGUUCCUCCCAGCCUCAAUGCACCAGGAAGAAAAGAUGUCGAGGUCAUAUUUUCGUAUCCUCUGGACGGUGAACCUUCAUGCUUGCACGCGUCAGAAAUCCCUACCAUUCCCGUCAUCCUCAGCCUCCAACAUUACCUUCCCACCUCCCCAUCUGAUGUCAAGUCGCAAAUCACCGGUCUUGUCCGAAUCCUCAAACAUCUUUCUGCGACCCAAAAUGUCGAGUCCACACUUCUUCUCCUUCCAACCACCCUGGCCAAAUCAAAACCCCACGCCCACCACAACCAUCACGCACGAUCAGUACAGCUGGAAGAAGAAGAGCCUCUUGAUCUCCCUUUGAUCCCAUUCGAUUCAUCGGUCAAGGCUGCGACUGAUGGUCUGAUUUCCCAAUCCAAUGCCACAUCCAACUUUACACUCCCCCUCACAUUACCCGCUUGCUUUACAAGCCAAGCCUCGUGUGAGAACACGACAAACUUUUGCUCUGGACAUGGAAAUUGCUAUGAGGCCCACAAUGCGUGCUUCAAAUGUAAAUGUGGCAGUACCCUUGCCAGAACCAAUCCCGAUGGGACCAACAAAACUACUCAAUGGGGCGGAGCAGCAUGCCAAAAGAAGGAUAUUAGCGUACCAUUUCUGAUGUUUGCUACGUUUGGCGUCUUUUUCGCAGCAGUCAUUGCUGGUGGAAUCGGCCUGCUGUAUAACAUGGGCAGUGAGCCUCUCCCAAGCGUGAUUGGCGCAGGUGUGGCCGGCCCCAAGGCUGGAAAAUAGUGCGGAUCAACUUGAUUGACCUUGUUGUUUGAGGCGCAAUGGAGGGAGGAGGUAUUUGGCUAGUAGACCAGUCGCCAUGAUCAGAGAGACAAGGAUUGACAAGGUCGCCAAAGGAUGCAAAUCGUCCCACAGUUGUCAGGGAUUUGGCCUUUGGAACAAUGUAUACAGUAGUGUUAUAUGACCACGAAUGAUUUAGAUCAAGGUGUUUCGAUCGUCAAGA
This is a messenger RNA of Exophiala mesophila, 1561 nucleotides long. RefSeq lists its product as uncharacterized. The coding region runs from base 148 to 1341 and encodes 397 amino acids. The record is from RefSeq and is a predicted model, not a curated record. Gene Ontology annotation, cellular component: endoplasmic reticulum. NCBI's taxonomy places the organism in Eukaryota, Fungi, Ascomycota, Eurotiomycetes, Chaetothyriales, Herpotrichiellaceae. The transcript has 2 exons.